UUCCGGAAGCGGAAGUGCACUAGCGGUCACCGUUAAUUUGCAAGAUGGCGGCUUUCAAUGUGCUGGUGUAUGCUUGUGGACGGCUGCUCCGAGGGCUCCUGGCUGCUCCAGUCGCGACCUGCUGGGCUCGGCCUCCAGCUCGCGGGUUCAGGGAAGUGGUGGAGAUCCAAGAAGGGAAGACAACUAUAAUUGAAGGCCGGAUGACAGGGACUCCCAAGGAAAGUCCAAACCCCCCUAACCCCACUGGCCAGUGCCCCAUCUGCCGGUGGAACCUGAAACACAAGUAUGGCUAUGAGCCGUUUCCAGGAAAUGGAUUUGGCUGUGUUUAUCCAGCAGAAGAAAUCCAAUCCCCUCCGAGCGGUCUCACGGUCCAAGGGAAGCCUGAGGAUCCAUUCACAUCUGCUCACAGGGGGCUUAAGAAGAUGUGGCAUUCAACUUCCCAACCCUGGUCCCCUCCCACUCGGCUCAUAUGCUGCCUCGCACUUGCAAGGGAAGAGCAUAGGUUGGAGGGGUGGUCUGUGUGUAUUCUGGCCCCAUGGCAUGUAGGCUUUGGGGUAGAAAUGGUACCCAUUUUCCCAGUUUCCCUCUUGUGUGGAAAUCUGUGACGUGCCCCCUAUCUCACCCAAGGAGAAUAACAGACGUUUCAUUACCAGAAAAGAUGCUGCUGGCGCUUGAAAGAUUAAUGCACUUUUUUUUUUUUUUUUUUUUUUUAAGAGCAAGCAGGGGAGGGCAGAGGGAGAGAGAAAAUCUUAAGCAGGCUCCACGCUCAGCACAGAACCCAACAUGGGGCUCAGUCUCACGAACCGUAAGAUCAUGACCUGAGCUGAAUCCAGAGUCCAAUGCCCAACAAAUUGAGCCACCCAGGUGCCCCAAGAUUAACCCUUCUUGAAGAGUUUGUUUUCUAAUCUAUCAAAGAUUCUUAUGGAGGA
This is a messenger RNA of Neofelis nebulosa (Clouded leopard), 929 nucleotides long. RefSeq names its product mitochondrial ribosomal protein S18A (gene MRPS18A). Gene Ontology annotation, molecular function: small ribosomal subunit rRNA binding; structural constituent of ribosome. Gene Ontology annotation, cellular component: mitochondrial small ribosomal subunit; ribosome. The transcript has 5 exons. The record is from RefSeq and is a predicted model, not a curated record. The coding region runs from base 45 to 605 and encodes 186 amino acids. NCBI's taxonomy places the organism in Eukaryota, Metazoa, Chordata, Mammalia, Carnivora, Felidae. Gene Ontology annotation, biological process: mitochondrial translation.